AUGUCACUAGGGAGUCUUGCAUUAAUAUACGUAAUUGGAGGACUUACGUUCUUCCCAUUAUUAGGAGUAAUUAUACUUGUAAUAAUCUUUCCACCAUGGACUUGGAAAUUACAAAAGAACGAGACGAUUAAAUUUGAUGAUAUAUCUCCAAAAGAUCUUCACAACCUUACUUCCAUCAACACCAAUAGUGACUCUCACGAUGAUUCACCUUAUCAUAAAUUUGGAUGGUUAAGAGUAACAAGAGAAUAUGAUCUAAAUAAUUCUAGUAGCGGGGUAAACACGCUUGGUAAUGUGAUGAAAGGAAUAGCUUCAUUAAUAGAUUCAAGUAAUAGUAAUAAAAAUCAAAUUAAACGAACAAAAGAUGCAUUCUUUGCGGUAUUAAAAUAUAAUACAUUAUUUGUGUAUGAUAGUGAAAGACAAUUAGAUUGUAAAGGAAUUAUAAUAGUUUCAAAUCAUGAUGUAACAAUAUUUCCGGAACAAUUACCAGAUAAUGAAAUAUAUACUAAAGUCAAUUCUAUAAGGUUAACAAAAAAACCAUCCGUUUGUGCUGAGAUGGCCAUAAAUUUAGAAAAUAAUUAUACCGAUUAUUAUUUAUUUUGUGAUGUUGGAGUUGAAAAAGAAGAUUGGUAUUUCGCGUUACAGAGAUCUUCAAAGUUAGAAUCGAACGCAUCUGCCGUAAUUAAUAAUAUUUCACAACAAAAUGUUAAUAAUAAUUCUAAUGGUCAACAAAUUAAUAGAGAUAAAUCACUAUUUGAUUCUUUCGCGAUGAAUCAUUUAUUGAAAACACUUUAUUCAAACGAAGAUCAUAAGCAAACUCAAUGGUUAAAUGCGAUAUUUGGUAGGAUAUUCUUAUCGGUAUAUAAAACUCAAGCGAUCAAAGAUUACUUCAUUCGUAAGUUGAUAAGAAAAAUAAAAAAAGUGAAAAAACCUGGAUUCUUAUCUGACAUACAGAUAAGGUCGGUUGAUGUAGGAGAUGGUAUACCAUAUAUAACGAACCCGAGGUUAGUUGAUUUAUCUCACAAUGGUGAAUUAAAUGUAGAUAUAAAUUUAAAUUAUACUGGAGGUUUUCGCGUUGAAAUUGAAACAGAAGCGAUUAUAGUUACGAGGUUAAAAACAAUUAAAGUACCUUUAGUUUUGGCUGUUGUGCUUCGAGGGUUACAAGGGAAGAUGUUAUUGCGUAUAAAAUCCCCCCCUUCUAAUAGACUUUGGAUGGGAUUUUAUGAGAUGCCAAAAUUAGAUCUCUUAAUUGAACCUAUCGUAUCUGAAACUCAAUUAAAAUUUUCUCUCAUUAUUAAUACUAUCGAAUCAAAAAUUCAUGAAAUGAUUAUGGACUCUUUGGUAUUGCCUAAUAUGGAUGAUAGCCCUUUCUUCAAUAGUUUUGGUAUGGGUGGAAUUUAUGAAGAUAUUGAAAAAGUGUUAACUAAAACCGAAGAUGAUGAAGAAGAAAGUGUUACAGCAGAGAUUUUGUCAACAUUAACAAAGGAAGAUUUACCUCCAAGCCUUCAUUCGGCUCCUGGAAAAUUGGAAUCAACAAAAUCUGAUUCUACUAAAGUAGAACCUAAUAAAGUGGAAGCCACUGUUAAUAUGGUAAAACCUUCUACUACCACUACCACUACCACUUCCGCUACUGUUACGGUUACGAAGGCCGAACCCACCACAGAAAACAAUAAUACUUGGUCAUCAAGAGCAACAAGAAUAAAUAAAAGGCUGUCUGCUGCACUACAUGAAUCUUUAUCUGAACCAAAUUUAUUAAAAAAUUCUUCUAGAUUUCGUUCUAUAGCUUCAGUUUCAAAAAGUUUUAUUAAACAACGUACUGAAGAUGAUUCUUCUACAUCUACCACCACAAAGGAGACCGUAAAGGAAUCUAAUGAUGAGAAUCUAGAUAAUAAAGAUUCUGUUGAGUCUUUACUUCCUUCAACGACGAACAAUUCUACGAAUAUUACUGCACAAUCUUCUACGUCAGCUUUUCGAAGGUGGUCUCAAACUGCUGUUCAAUCUGUUGGUAUUCGUCGUAGGACUGCAAGUAUCCUCCACACUUCUGGCAGCACCAACAACAAUAAUGCCACAUCCAACAACAUCACCUCAAAUAACGCCUCAAAUAAUUCUAAAAAUGAUGCACAAAGUUCAUCAAAUAAUUCUACCGAACCUAUUCCCAUCACAAUAACGGCUGAUUCAUCAACUUCAAAAACUUUAAUUGAUAAUUUUGUUCCAAUAAGUACUUCUCCAUUAAGCACUUCUCCAAGUGAUGCGUCAAUUCUAAUAGAUACAUCUAAAUCAAGAAAUGCAAGUAUCGAAUCUUUAAAACCUCUUACACCUAAGUCGUUAUCAUCUUCGUCAUCUUCCUCGCAUACAACGAAAUCUGUUUCUCAGAAUGAAACUUUAAAAACGGCAACGCCUACUCCUCCUCCUUCACCAAAAUCACCGAAACCACCGACCGAUAUACAUCUUUCACAUUCACUUAAUUUAUCUUCAUAUUCUCCAAUUAAUAAUAUUACUUCAUACAACCGAGAAUUAUUUUCAGAAAAUGAAUUAUUACAAGAUAAAGAAUUUUUCUCAGAUGUAGCCUCUUCUAUACUUAACACCCCUGUAGAAGAAUUAAAUCGUGUAUUAG
Molecule: messenger RNA, 2611 nt
Organism: Funneliformis geosporum
Lineage: Eukaryota; Fungi; Glomeromycota; Glomeromycetes; Glomerales; Glomeraceae
Source: the annotation of a GenBank genome assembly